Molecule: messenger RNA, 489 nt
Organism: Charadrius vociferus (killdeer)
Lineage: Eukaryota; Metazoa; Chordata; Aves; Charadriiformes; Charadriidae
Gene: LHFPL3
Product: lipoma HMGIC fusion partner-like 3
Exons: 4
Coding region: 1-489 (162 amino acids)
Biological process (GO): sensory perception of sound
Cellular component (GO): plasma membrane
Source: RefSeq, a predicted model, not a curated record
AUGGAUGAACACCCACCCUUUGCCUCUGUCCCCCUGCCUGCUGCCUGUCUCGUCCUCGGUUGUAUGAUUUUUCCUGAUGGCUGGGAUUCAGAUGAGGUAAAACGGAUGUGUGGUGAAAAGACAGACAAGUACACGCUGGGGGCUUGUUCAGUCCGCUGGGCAUAUAUCCUGGCGAUUAUUGGAAUCUUGGAUGCCCUGAUCCUCUCAUUUCUGGCAUUUGUGCUUGGCAACAGACAAGACAGCUUGCUAGCAGAGGAGCUCAAGUUGGAAAACAAAGGUAAACUGAAGAAAGCUUCUGCUAAGCAGCAACAGGACAAGUCUAAAUCCCCGUGCAGCCCCCCAGCAUUUCCCUACCUGCGUGCGUUGCCUCUGGCCACAGCCACAGCUCUGGAGGAGUCCCAGGAGAGCAGGGCAGGGGCAUGGAUGGACACCACCACCCCCAUCAGAGGUGGGGUACUGGUGCCAGCAAAGCACCAGCUCUCCGCUUAG